Paraglomus occultum is the source of this 168-nucleotide messenger RNA. Lineage: Eukaryota; Fungi; Glomeromycota; Glomeromycetes; Paraglomerales; Paraglomeraceae. The record is from the annotation of a GenBank genome assembly.
AUGUCAAUUGUAUUCUUGCAAAAAGAAACUUCCGUCGAUACCUCCAAUCUGUCUUAUGUAUGCGCCACUUUUCCUAAAGUCUUUGUUUGUGAUGAUAGAAAGGAAAAUGACACUUUGCAUGCAUAUUGCAAUAACAUUGUACCACGUGAUGAGGAACUUAAUGGGUGA